Molecule: messenger RNA, 4476 nt
Organism: Colletotrichum truncatum
Lineage: Eukaryota; Fungi; Ascomycota; Sordariomycetes; Glomerellales; Glomerellaceae
Product: ABC multidrug transporter
Biological process (GO): transmembrane transport
Cellular component (GO): membrane
Molecular function (GO): ATP hydrolysis activity; ATP binding; ABC-type transporter activity
Source: RefSeq, a predicted model, not a curated record
AUGCGGUCUGACAGCGACACGGAGACAGAGAACGGCGCUCUGCCUCUCCCUGCUACAAACGAGAAGCAGCAGCAGCAGCAGCGCCCGAAUUCGGGAUCGGCAACGACCAUCGUAGAGAAAGAAUGGGCAAAACACGAUAGCAACGCCGAAAGCGAAGAGAGGAUGAACGACGAGGUUCAACAGCUUGCUCGGCGACUUACUACGCAAUCCCACGGUCCUCCAGGUUCUUUAUUUCCCGUACCUGCUGAGGGCCCUUUGAAUCCUAGUAGCGCGUCAUUCAACGCCAGGAAGUGGGCAAAGGCGUUCUACGAUAUCCGGACAGAUACCUCUGAAGGAAACCCACCCAAGACGACCGGCAUCGCUUUCAAGAAUCUCAAUGUCUACGGUUUUGGCACGUCAACUGAUUACCAGAAGAGCGUGGGCAAUGUCUUCUUCGAGACGGCAUCUCUCGUCAAAAAGCUCAUGGGUGCCAAAGAGCAACGUAUUGAUAUUCUUCAUGACCUCGAGGGCGUUGUUCAUGGCGGCGAGAUGCUAGCUGUCCUGGGCCCACCUGGAUCUGGAUGUUCGACACUGUUGCGAACUGUCGCUGGAGAAACUCACGGGUUUCACAUUAGCGACGACGCGACGAUCAAUUACCAGGGCAUCCACCCCAAGCAGAUGCGUACGGCGUUCAGAGGUGAGGCAAUUUAUACUGCCGAAGUCGACGAUCACUUCCCCCAUAUGACAGUCGGUGACACGCUCUACUUUGCGGCACGGGCCAGAUGCCCCAAAAACGUCCCUGAAGGUAUCACGAAGCGGGAGUAUGCCGAGCAUCUUCGCGAUGUUAUGAUGGCUAUGUUUGGUAUUUCGCAUACUAAGAACACUCGCGUGGGUAAUGACUUCGUCCGUGGUGUCAGUGGCGGUGAGAGGAAGAGAGUCACCAUUGCGGAGGCGGCGUUGAGUUAUUCUCCCUUGCAGUGUUGGGACAACAGUACCAGAGGUCUUGACAGUGCCAAUGCUCUUGAGUUCUGUCGAACCCUGAGAACUCAAGCAGAUGUCAUGGGCAGCACAUCUUGCGUUGCCAUCUAUCAAGCAUCUCAAGAUGCGUAUGACGUAAGUCUAUCCAAUCCGGUGUUUGACAAAGUGAUCGUUCUUUACGAGGGGCGACAGAUUUUCUUCGGCAAGACCGGUGAAGCCAGGGCUUACUUUGAGGGACUCGGCUUCGUCUGCCCAGAACAGCAAACAACGGCCGAUUUCCUUACUUCAAUGACCAGCCACCAAGAACGCAUCAUUCGCCCAGGAUGGGAAGGCAAGACACCGCGUAGCCCCGACGAGUUCGCCAAGGCCUGGAAAGCUAGUCAAAACCGUGUGCGUCUGAUGGAAGAAGUCGAAGACUACCUCCAACAACACCCCUUUGGUGGCGAGCACUUCCAAAAGUUCCUCGAGUCUCGCCGUAUUGAUCAGUCCAAGUCGCAGCGCGCCAAGUCCCCAUUCACGCUUUCUUACAUGGAGCAGAUGAAGCUGACCCUCUGGCGUAACUGGGUGUUGCUUAAGGGCGACCCUAGCAUGACGUUAACGAUGCUCAUCACCAACAUCUUCGAAGCCCUAAUCGUCAGCAGUCUGUUCUAUAACCUGCCCGCAAACACAUCUAGUUUCUUCCGCCGCGGUAUUCUUCUGUUUUUCAUCGUCAUUAUCAAUGCUUUCGGAAGCAUCCUCGAGAUCAUGACGCUGUACGCGAAGCGCAAGAUUGUGGAGAAGCAUUCUCGCUACGCCUUGUACCAUCCAUCUGCAGAAGCCCUUUCAGCCAUGAUUGUCGACUUGCCCUAUAAGAUCGUCAACGCCAUCCUGAUGAACACAACUCUCUACUUCAUGGGCAAUCUGCGUAGGGAGCCUGGCCCCUUCUUCUUCUUCCUACUCAUCUCUUUCACGAUGACAUUGACAAUGUCGAUGAUGUUCCGCCUCAUUGGCUCCGUUACAAAGUCAAUUGCCCAAGCACUUGCUCCGGCGUCCAUUAUCCUGCUUCUCAUCGCGUUAUAUACUGGUUUCGCUAUCCCGCCGCAGUACAUGCAAGACUGGAUUGGCUGGGUCCGGUGGCUCAACCCGGUUUACUACGGCCUUGAGAGCGUCAUGCUCAGCGAGUUCGUUGGUCGCGAUUUCGCCUGCUCCAAUUUCGUGCCAAUGGGGCCUGGCUACGACUCCGUUGCUGCGAACGAGAGGGUUUGCUCUACAGCUGGAUCUGUCCCGGGCCAAGACAUGGUCAGUGGUACCACUUACCUCGCCACGUCUUAUGGCUUUAAAAACGCCCAUCGGUGGAGGAACUUUGGCGUCUUGAUCGCAUACAUGAUUCUUUUCAUGGGGCUUCACUUGAUCGCCACUGAGUACAUUGCUUCUGAGCGCUCCAAAGGCGAGGUUUUGGUCUUCAGCCGCAAGGAGAUGAGCAGGCGUCGCAAGCGGGGCGUUGCCGACGUCGAAACCGGCGCGGUUGGUAGGGCUCAGCAAAGCAGCGGCAGCGAAUCUGACAGUGUGGCUGGAAUGGAGAAGCAGACAUCCGUUUUCCACUGGAAGGAUGUAUGCUAUGACAUCAAGAUUAAGGGUGAGCCCCGGCGAAUUCUGGACCAUGUUGAUGGUUGGGUCAAGCCUGGCACUCUGACUGCUUUGAUGGGAGUUUCUGGGGCUGGAAAAACUACUCUACUCGACGUUCUAGCUACUCGUGUCACAAUGGGCGUCAUCACAGGCGAUAUGCUGGUUAACGGCCAACCUCGCGACGAUUCCUUCCAACGGAAAACAGGCUACGUUCAGCAGCAAGAUCUUCAUCUUCAUACCUCAACCGUCCGCGAGGCCCUCACCUUCAGCGCUCUCCUCCGACAACCGGCUACUUACUCUCGUGAGGAAAAGCUCGCCUAUGUGGAUACUGUGAUUGGCCUUCUCGGAAUGGAAGAGUACUCGGAUGCCGUUAUCGGUGUUCCUGGAGAGGGUCUCAAUGUUGAGCAGAGGAAAAGACUCACCAUCGGCGUCGAGCUCGCGGCUCGUCCUCAGCUCUUGCUGUUCCUCGACGAACCCACUUCAGGACUCGACAGCCAGACCUCGUGGUCUAUUUGCGAUCUCAUGGAGAAAUUGACAAAGAACGGACAAGCAAUCUUGUGCACCAUCCAUCAGCCUUCAGCGAUGCUCUUCCAGCGGUUCGAUCGACUUUUGCUUCUUGCAAAGGGAGGCAGGACCGUAUAUUUCGGCGAGAUUGGAAAGAACUCGCAGGUUCUAGUCGAUUAUUUUGUUCGUAACGGCGCUCCGGAAUGCCCUCCCGGGACCAACCCGGCAGAGUACAUGCUUGAAGUCAUCGGUGCCGCGCCCGGUGCCCACACCGACAUCGACUGGCCUGCCGUCUGGCGGCAGACGCCCGAGUACCAAGGUGUUCAGGACGAACUAACUCGGUUGAGUGCUGGUCGCCCGGCCCAGGGGCAUCAGAGUGAGGAUACGUCCAGCCAUGCGGAAUUCGCGGCUGGUUUAAGUACUCAAUUCAUGGAGGUCACGAAGCGUGUCUUUCAGCAAUACUGGCGCAGCCCUGGUUAUAUCUACUCCAAGGGUGUUUUGACCUUUGGCGCUGACCAGGCCCUUUUCAUCGGCCUUUCUUUCCUAAACGCGGAAAAUACCCAGAGAGGCCUGCAGAACCAAAUGUUUGGCGUCUUCAUUUUCCUCACAAUCUUCAGUCAAGUCGUUGAACAAAUCAUGCCCAUCUUUGUUUCCCAGCGUACCAUGUACGAAGCCCGCGAAAGACCUUCCAAGACGUACUCAUGGAAGGCGUUCAUGGUUGCCAACAUUCUGGUGGAGAUGGCUUGGAAUUCGCUCGCUUCCGUCUUCUGCUUCGUCUGCUGGUACUUCCCCAUCGGCCUGUAUCGCAACGCCUACCCCACAGACUCCGUUGACUCCCGCGGUAUCACCAUGUUCCUCAUCGUCUGGGCUUUCUUCAUUUUCGCCGGCACCUUCGCCCACAUGGUGAUCGCUGGUCUUCCGAAUGAAGAAAUCGCAGGUGGAAUCGUCAACCUUUUCGCAAUCAUGAUGUUCCUAUUCUGCGGCAUCCUCGCGGGACCGGACACCCUCCCCGGCUUCUGGAUCUUCAUGUACCGCGUCAACCCUUUCACCUACGUCGUCGAGGGUUUCCUCGGAACAUCCCUCGCCAACGCCCCGGUCCACUGCGCCUCGAACGAGUUUGUACGGUUCAGCGCCCCGAGCGGACAGACCUGCGGCGCGUACAUGGCGAACUACAUCUCCGCCGCUGGAGGCUACCUGUCCGACCCGGAUGCGGGCAACGGCACCGAGUGCAGCUACUGUGCCAUGUCCGAGACCAACACGUUCCUGAAGAGCAUCAACGUCGAUUUUGGAAACCGGUGGCGCGAUUUCGGGUUGCUGUGGGUGUACUGCAUUUUCAACAUUGCCGCUGCCGCCUUGAUUUACUGGCUGGUGCGGAUGCCGAAGAAGACGAGCAAGGCGAAGAAGGAGUAG